UUUAUCUGGUACAGUUUAUUCUAGCCGAAUGUUCGUGUUCAAACAGCUUUAGAUGUGAACUUAUCAGAGUUCUAAUCCGGAUUUUAUUUGUGUUGUUUAUUGUGUACGGAACACAGUAGACCUUUCUGGUAUACUCCCAACUUACUAGAGGGUACACGGCUACAAAUUGAACUUAAAAAUCGACUUUUGUCUUAUAAGUUGAGAGUAACUGCGUUGAUGAACUUUGGAACUUCUUCUCUGCUUACAAUUUAAGUAACCUAGUUAUACAAGAUGGCCUCACCUGGGAACACCGAUAUAACAUCGACGUCACCGGAAUUUCCCCAUGUGUGGAGCAAGGGAAAUUUUGUGGGUGGAAGUGUAAAUGUAUACGAGAUUAUCGACCCUAGUGACCCAAAUGAUGUCAAGUUUGUUGGCAAAGAUAUUUCUGUCGCAACGGCUAAAACCGAAAAGGAAAAAAAUAAAGCUGAACUGAACAUUCUGAUGCUAAUAAAACACCCGAGGAUUGUAGCGUUCUAUGGCUUCCAACAAACCCCGACGCUCUUGACUAUUUUUUAUAAGUACAUGAAACUGGGAUCCGUUGCGAAGCUGAUAAAAGAGAGAGGUUCACCUCUAGAUGAGGCCACAGUCCGCCUCUACACCAGACAAAUUCUUGAAGGCUUGAACUUCCUACACAAAAAUAAACCAUCCAUCAUUCAUAGAGACAUUAAAGGUGAGAACGUGCUGUUGGAGUCACCAGACAAGGUCCAGCUGACCAACUUCGGACUGUCCAAGAUCCUCCACACACUGACCAAUGCCAGGUCAAAGGUCGGCACGUCCUACUGGAUGGCGCCUGAGAUUAUCACAGGAACAGAGGGGGAAAGCUAUGACGUCAGGGCGGAUAUAUGGAGUUUAGGAUGUACAGUCGUCGAAAUGUCCACAGGAAAACCACCAUUUGGUGACAUCGACCCAGUUGAUGCGGCUUAUAAGAUCGGCAUGGGUGAAGAAAUGGACUACAAGUUGCCGGAAACAACAUCCAAUGAUAUGCUACAAUUCUUGGAGAAGACUUUCCAGAAGGAUUUUAACAACCGUCCAAGUGCUGAAGAGCUUCUUAAUGCUGACCCAUUUCUAGUAGUAGGGAAUGUGUAG
This is a messenger RNA of Physella acuta, 1125 nucleotides long. Its product is annotated as mitogen-activated protein kinase kinase kinase 3-like. Lineage: Eukaryota; Metazoa; Mollusca; Gastropoda; Physidae. The record is from RefSeq and is a predicted model, not a curated record. Gene Ontology annotation, biological process: protein phosphorylation. Gene Ontology annotation, molecular function: protein kinase activity; ATP binding.